AUGUUGAAGUUCUGUUUGUCGAGAGAAUGUUGUGAAUUAAUUUCGCAAGAAAAUCUUCCAGAUCAUGCAAUUUUUGAUGAAACUAUUUUCAGAUACUUUGUUGUAUCACUUUUAUUGCUGAGAAUUGCAGGUGAAGCAUGCAUCUCGAUGAAAAUCGAAUUAAAAGUGAAUGAAAAAAGUUCAAUGAUCUCUUCAUCAUUGGAUGAUCAAAAAUGUCAAAAAUUAAAAGCAGGUGGCAAUAAUCCAAUUUAUUUGGGUCAAUCAUCACUAAGAUGCCUUUCAGCUGCUUUGACCGAAAGAAAUCUUGUUCACAAGUAA
This is a messenger RNA of Clunio marinus, 318 nucleotides long. NCBI's taxonomy places the organism in Eukaryota, Metazoa, Arthropoda, Insecta, Diptera, Chironomidae. The record is from the annotation of a GenBank genome assembly.